This is a messenger RNA of Hyalella azteca, 5480 nucleotides long. RefSeq names its product solute carrier organic anion transporter family member 74D. The transcript has 6 exons. Lineage: Eukaryota; Metazoa; Arthropoda; Malacostraca; Amphipoda; Hyalellidae. The record is from RefSeq and is a predicted model, not a curated record. Gene Ontology annotation, molecular function: protein binding. Gene Ontology annotation, cellular component: membrane. The coding region runs from base 804 to 4076 and encodes 1090 amino acids. Gene Ontology annotation, biological process: transmembrane transport; sodium-independent organic anion transport.
GGUCGUUGUAGUGUGCAGAGUGUCGCUUUCGCUCUCCAUCGUCUCGACUGACUGAUCCAUGUUCCAGUGAUGAUGUUUGCAACCAGCCGUUUGAAUGACAACGAAUACGUUUGAUCCAUAUAAUAUUGUGUAAUAACUUGCUUUAAAAUCCUACCCUCACGAGGCUCCACACACAUUACUACCCAUAGAACAUAGAUGGUACUGGUAGAAACUUGUUUUCUGAAUAUCUCAACUAAUUUGAAGACAUUUCUCACCGAUGAUUCAUCGCUGAUUCCUUUUUCCCACAAAAUAUCUUGUAAUCAAUAUCUUCAUUGAGUACAACAGUAAACAAGAAAGAAUUCCUCCCACUCAAUGGGACCUUGAAAUUUAAACAGCGUCGCCUUUCCUGGUUUCGUUGGAAGAACCUUGAAAUGCAAUGGGUGGCAUGAGAGAAUCCUUGAGACGCGACGCUCAAGCUUGAACCUUUCUCUCUAUCGGGGGAGUGAAAAUUGUGACCUUGGAUUUUCCUUACUUCACUCCAAGCUGAGUAUUAUUCUAUCAUUGAUACACUAAAUCACAGUCCUACUGUUGCUGGUAGUGGUAGGUACACUUCAUUACACUCCGAGUGUCACUGCUACACUUCAUCACACUCCGAGUGUCACUGCUACACGUAAUAUUUUCAGAAGCAAGUUUUUCGUGCGUGGUUUGAUUGAGCAGAUCUCAAUUGCAAACUCAACAGCGUCUUCUGCCAUUUUCUUCAGACAUGGCCGGCGACUGCCGCGAAGGUGUUCACUGUGCCGGCUCCUGAGUGUCCAAAGGCCAGCAUGGCUGUGGAGGAACAGCGGCCAGGAGCUGAUGGCGCCAGCGAGCGAGGAAAUCCCGUGACGGAUUUCUCGAGGAAUUCCUCGGAACAAAAGCCGAUUUCCAGCGGCGAUGCUCCGAAAACUGAUUCUGCGGAGGUUGCUGCUUGUAGUAACAUCGGAGAACUCGCGACCUCGCCGCCGGAUCCUUGCAAGAAACGACGAUCUAAACUCAGUACGAGUUCAUCAAAAGACGAAGAUGGCCAGCGAUCGGCGUCUUCGUCUCCAAAGAAGAAGAACAAGAGUCUUACUGAAGACUCUGGCGUCGUUAUCGGGAACUUUCAUGCGUUUGAGACUGACGAUCAGACCGAAGUGCUUGUGCCACGUUUAGUCAACGGAUGCAGUCGUGUUUUACCACCUCCAAAACCUCAGCGCGCGCAAUGUAACGGAAGCCGCAACGGCACGCACGCAGAGUUCGUUAGUUUUCGCAAGAGCCAACGCGACCCUGAGGAGGAAACUAAAUGUGGCAUAGGGGGAACAUGUGGCUGCUGUCAACAUUUGGCUUCAAGACAAACAUUCAUGGUGAUAUUUUGCUUAACGACGGUGCUGCAGGGUAUGUUCUACACAUACUUUGCCAGCGGUCUAUCCACGAUCCAGAAACUUUACAGGAUCAGUAGUCAAGUUACGGGCAUUGUGAUGAGCGCAACGGAGGUCGGACAGAUCGGAGGAUCGCUAUUCCUCGCUUACUAUGGAGGCAACGGUCAUAGGCCACGUUGGAUCGCCUGGGGCAUGGUUCUUUUCUCAAUGUGUACGUUCUUGUGCGCAGUACCUCAUUUCAUUUUCAGUUUCACCGAGACCAAUCCAUUUCCACACUCUGUAAAUUCCGGUGACGAAAUGCUAGAGGAUUUCAAUAUUUGCAACGUAACUGGACCUGUGUCACUUACUUCUGCGUGGGAGAAUGAUGCAAAUUCAAGCUUUGAAUUCCAGAACAAUACGUCCAUCGCGUGUGAAGAUCCAAGCCGCCUCACAAAUUUUGUUCUGGGACUCUUCUUUUUAGCUCUUAUAGGCGUGGGCAUCGGACAAACGGCUGUCGUCAACUUAGGUAUUCCUUACAUCGACGACAACGUUGACAACAAGGAUUCACCAAUGUACUUCGCGACGACGAGCGCCGUGCGUAUCCUGGGCCCCACGUUCGGCUUCAUGUUGGGGUCGGUGUGCACGAGACUCUACGUCUUCCCCAUGCAGGACCCUGGCUUCCCCACCAGCGACCCUCGCUGGGUUGGGGCGUGGUGGCUCGGUAUGUUGGGGCGUGGUGGCACGAUCGCGACACGCAGUCCGGAGGAAGCGAAAGUGCGGACGAACAUCACGGCGCUCUUCCAUCCGGCUAGCACGAGUCCCUCGCGCCAGCCGAGCGCUCUUAACUUACCACUAAAUAACGUGGAUCGUUGCGAGGGCCAAGUCCCCAACGAUGGGGACACUGCUGGGCCAGGGGACCCAAUGCUGAGGCCCAGAGUGGAUGAGGGCAACAGGAACGACAGGCCUUGUCUGCAGGAGAGGGUGGAAAUGCAGCUCAUGGAGCAGCAUGAGGCGGCCGAGGUCGAGUACUGGAGCAGCUACAGGCGGGAACCAACUAUUAAAGAUUUCCCCCGCGCGGUGCGCCGGCAGCUGCGUAACCCUGUGCUGGUGCUGCGUACCGCCAGCAGCGUCUUGCACAUCCUCCCCAUCGCGGGGCUCUACACCUUCCUCCCCAAGUACCUCGAGACGCAGUUCAGGCUACCUGUCCCCACCGCCGCCAUGCUUGCUGGCACGGGCGGCAUCCUGUUGAUGGGCGUGGGUAUCCUGAUAAGCGGUAUCUACAUUCGCCACCGACGCCCGUCUGCCCGCGCCAUCACCGCCUGGAUCGCCGUGACCGCUCUGCUCUACAGCGUCGGUAUGGUCGUCCUUAUGUUCGUAGGCUGCGAACAAGACGACAUCGCCGGCAUGGUUCUCAAGGACGGCUCAUCAACCCCCGUUUUUGAACCUCUUUGUAAUCGGUCUUGUGCGGGAUCCUGUGAUGAUUCGUUAUACGCUCCCGUGUGUACACGCGAUGGUAAAACCCACUUCAGUGCUUGUCAUCUCGGUUGUUCUGCAGUCGUUAAAGUGAACGACUCGAGUGCCGUUGGGUUCAGUGAAUGUGAGUGUGUGGCGGCCGACAUGACAGCAGAGCUGCGUCUGUGUGACUUGGAGUGCACUUCUGUUGUCUGGUACAUCGUCAUCUUCGCUGUAUUUGUUAUCAUUCAUUCCACUGCUGAAGUUGGCGGUAUGUUAAUAACUCUGCGUUGCUGCCAAAAACAAGACAAGGCAAUGGCUUUAGGCCUUAUCUCUCUCGCCAUUGGCCUUUUCGGCAACAUGCCGUGUCCAAUAAUUUACGGAGGUAUAGUUGAUGCAGCGUGUAUCCAGUGGCGGUCAACAUGUGGCACUUUCGGAGACUGUCAGCUUUACGACACUCGUUUUUUUAGACUCGUCUUCCACGGCAUCACGGCUGCCGUGAUGCUUUUGGCCUUUUUCGUGGACGUUGCCGUGUGGAUGAAGUCCAAGCACAUCAUCCUGCAGCCUGACACCGUUGAGGACGAUCAAAUCUUCUGGGAUGGACAUCCAACCGAAGUCACUUCAUCGCCUGACAUUCAGCCGGAAGCUAAACAUUCCACGGCUCAUUUGCCGCCGUCAGACAUGACUCCUUCUACUGCGAUCUCGCAGGUUUCUCGCAGAAGUUCAUCACCGGGUCCGGAAUCACCCACCGUGUGUCCGCCUCCGUUGUCUAUUGUUCCCGAGACAUCGCUGCCAUUAUCUCCCAUCGAGCAUCUUUUACCUGAUGCAUCCGCUAGAGAUACAUUAGAUUCACAAAAAUCUCGAAAUCCCAGGAUUUCAUCUCCGUUGGUUAGAAAAUCGCGGUCUAAAACAGACGCCCCAACCUCAUCACCUCAGAGACGAUCUGUCACAAGAGCAACUCGGCCGUCGAAGUCUUCACCAGCUCCUACUUCUCCCUUCUCCAACAGUCCUCCUAACUUAGAUGGAAGACACAAAACCCCUGGGAAAUUUCCAUCGGCAUCAAGAAUGCCAGGAACAUCAGAAAACUCCCGUCCUGAGAAGAAAAAGUCCCAGGUUAGACAAUCCGGUCCCAGCCCAAGAAACCGAGUCAAGGUGGACACCAAAAGACUGUCAGCGCCGACGUCGGCUCAGAAAAGAACAGUUCCCGGAACAGAUAAUAAGGAAGAUGAGCAGAAUGCGAAUAAGGGCUACAGAAGCACAGCCUUGUGAUAGUUGUUCCAUUCCAUUGAUUUGUAUAUAUCUUUAAGCUAAAGUAUAGUGGCAGUGAUUUGUACAGACCUGUAACUUGAAAGCAUAAUUGCAUAAAGCGAGCUAUUUGAUCCGACACAAUAUCCGUCAAUUAAAUUUUCUCGCCGCAGUUGUUAAUUUGGUCAACAAAAUAUUAAAUAAUAAAUAAAUAAACAGUUGUGGAUAAUUCUUUUUGGUUACUGAACUUGAGCCUCGUGCAGACCUGCCUUUCAUUCAAAAUUUGUUCUGAAUACGUACUACAUCUGAUAUUUGUUGGCUUUAAAAAAUAUUUGCUUUUUUAUUUUACUUGAUUAGUUUUAUAUUAUGCGUCGUGCGUUGUGGCGUCGCGCUUUGGCUGUUCUUGCAACUGUUAUGUUUGUCUGUAUCCUGCAUUUUUAACUACUCAUAUAUUUCCGCAAGUUUUCAUCUGAUAUUUCAGCCUUGUUCCUGACGAGCUUGAUUUUUGACUUAUUUUUUACGCACGCACAAAUAUAUUUUCUCUGUUGAUGCGAUGAGUCUAAUGUCUGAUGUCACAACAUGAGGGUUAGUGUCACAACAUGAGGGUUAGUGUCACAACAUGAGGGUUAGUGUCACAACAUAAGGGUUAGUGUCACAACAUAAGGGUUAGUAUCACAACAUGAGGGUUAGUGUCACAACAUGAGGGUUGGUGUCACAACAUGAGGGCUAAUGUCACAACAUGAGGGCUAAUAUCACAACAUGAGGGCUAAUGUCACAACAUGAAGGCUAAUGUCAUAACAUGAAUUAAGAUAUCAUGUUUCAAUACUUUAAGUGUUAGCUUCCACUAUUUAUCUCGUGCUUGGCUUUUACUUCCUUCUGUAUAUAGGUUAUAAUUAGUUUUGUAAUGUGCAAAGUAUGGUUUUUAUUUUGCCUAUUUGUGUUAUGUGUACUAAAUGUAUAUAUUUAUAUACUGAAUGUUUUCCUUCAUUCAGAUAAAUUGCUUGAAGCUUCCGAAUCUUAACCCGACUUGUUCCAAACUGAAAAUAAAUAAACGAAAAUGUAACUUAGGUUGACGUUGUAAACUGCUGUUUUGUUACAACGUUUCGAUUAUGUUGCAAACAUCUGUUGACGUUACAAGCUUGCGUUAAAUAUUCAGAAAAAUGAUGUUGAUUCAGAAAAUGAUUUUGCGCCUCAAUGUGUUCGGAACGAAGAAAAUCUUGAAUAGCUCCUAAUUUUUUGUCUGAUCUCACUUUUACAUAGCAAUUAAAAGGCGGGAACUUAAAGCAUUACUGAAUAUGAACUUUCGUGUCAGGAUAGGUUCAUUUUUUUGGAAAUUUUGAGGAUUUAUUUUAGUUUUCCAAAUUCCGGUUAGUUUUGGGGGAUUUUUGUGUUGAACACUAAAAAUAAUAUAACUCAGUACUCACUGCA